Sipha flava (yellow sugarcane aphid) is the source of this 5462-nucleotide messenger RNA. RefSeq names its product intraflagellar transport protein 172 homolog (gene Oseg2). Bases 315 to 5327 code for a protein of 1670 amino acids. The record is from RefSeq and is a predicted model, not a curated record. NCBI's taxonomy places the organism in Eukaryota, Metazoa, Arthropoda, Insecta, Hemiptera, Aphididae. Gene Ontology annotation, cellular component: intraciliary transport particle B; axoneme; ciliary basal body. Gene Ontology annotation, biological process: intraciliary transport. The transcript has 29 exons. Gene Ontology annotation, molecular function: protein binding.
ACAAUAUACGCCACCGACAGCUGUCGUCACGAUCUAAAUAACAACAUCGUUCUAAUAAAUAUUAUUUGAACGUCGUCACAUUUUAACCGUCAUCUUCGCCGUUGUAACACUAUUGUAGUGACAUUGACGGUGACGGCGGUGGAGUAAUGUAUUUAUUUUACGUGUCUGAAAACAGGACGGUCCUUACCAAGUGCUGGCAGCCACGUGGUCGCCGAACAACCAAAAGCUGGCGGUGUGCAACAACGACCGGGUGGUGUUUCUGUUCGACGAAGACGGCGUGAAAAGGGACAAGUUUCCCACUAAGCCCGCCGAGCAUGGGGGGAGCCAAAAAGGUGAUAUGCAAUAAAUUCGGCACGCAGUCUCCGGUGACCUGUAUGCUGUGGAUGUCUGAGGGACCGAUAAUUUACGGGCAAUUAGACGGCAAGAUACGGGCUGCCCACUACAAAUCCAAUAAAUCUCAGACCCUUUAUGCCACUGGUUCGUACGUUGUGUCACUGGCCUCCAACACACGAGGAACAGCGUUUAUAUCUGGCCACGCUGAUGGAUCUAUUGUAAGAUACACCAUCACCGAAGGGUCUACCAUUGAACAACAGGGGCGCGUUGCUGUGCAUCCGGUUCCUCCGUACGCGUUGUCUUGGGCAUCCGGAUACAUAAUCGCCGCAGGAUGUGAUUUUUCGGUACAGUUUUAUGACCAGAACGGACGAUCUAGCAAACAGUUCGACUAUUCUCCGGACUGUGGUUGCCCGGACCAAAAAGAGUUCACCAUAGCCUGCAGCAGUCCCAGUGGACAAGCCGUGAUAGUCGGAAGUUUCAACAGAUUAAGAUUGUACUCAUGGAGUCCAUCGAAAUUAAUAUGGGAAGAAGAAACGGCCAUGCAUGUACCAAAUAUGUAUACAGUUACAGCGUUGGCGUGGAAAAGAGACGGAUCACGCAUCGUUUGUGGCACACUAUGUGGAUGCGUAGAACUCUUUGAAUCGGUUAUAAAGCGAAAUAUAUGGAAAAAUAAAUUUGAAAUGACUUAUGUAGGCCCAAGCCAAGUUCUUGUGAAACCUCUAACUAAUAAUAAAGAAAAUGAAUCAUCAAAUGGAGUCAUACUUAAAUCGCAAUAUGGUCACGAAAUUGAGGAUGUCCGAGUCAUGGGUGAAGAUCGGUAUUUGAUUGGUCGUACUAGGGACACUUUGUUAUUAGGUGAUAUGGAAAGGAAUUUGUUAAGCGAAGUCGUUUGGCCUUAUUCGGAAAGAAACGAGAAAUUCUACUUCGAAAAUCCAAACGUGUGUAUGAUUUUCAACUGCGGCGAAUUAACUCUUGUGGAAUACGGAAAUGACCAGAUACUAGCGACUGUCAGAACCGAGUUUGUAAAUCCUCAUUUGAUCAGUGUACGGUUGAAUGAACGGAAACAAUUCAAUUCCAACGAAGAAAACAAAAAACUCGCUUAUUUGCUGGACUUAAAGACAAUUUGUAUCGUGGACUUAGUUGUGGGAGUGGUUGAUCUGCAGAUUGGACAUGGAUCGAAAAUUGACUGGCUUGAGCUGAAUGAAACUGGACACAAACUACUAUUCCGUGAUAAAAAUGCUACAUUAACACUUUUAGAUGCCCGAACUGGCCACAAGGAAAUAUUAUUGAAUGGAUGCUCUUUUGUACAGUGGGUGAUUGGAAGCGAUGUUGUCGUGGCUCAGGGACGACAAGGGGCUUGCGUCUGGUACAAUAUUGACACGCCCGACCGCGUAACCGUGUUAACGGUGAUCGGCGAUGUAAUGUCCGUUGACAGGAUUUCGGGCAAGACAACGAUACGCUGUCAAGAAGGCGAAAGACAUUACACGUACGAUCUGGACGAACGUCUCGUAGAAUUUGGUACGGCUGUACACGACAGCGACUUCGGACGUGCUAUACUGUACCUUGAAAGUUUGGAGGAUAGCGAUGAUCAUCAGUACGAGGUUGAUGGCAUGUGGCAGAACCUGUCAGAUAUUGGCCUUCAACUAAUGAACUUGCCAGUAGCUGCUAGGUGUUUGGCAGGUGUCGGUGACUACUGCAAAGCGUGGUAUCUGCAAGAAACUUAUAAGUUGGCCGAAAAGUUUGCAAAGGAAAACAACUGCGAUGGGAUGGACUGUCCAGAAGUAUGGGCUCGCAUAGCUGUUUUGAAUGGACAGACACAAGCGGCUGAAGUGUUGUAUCUGGAACAAAAUCAAGUGGAAAAAGCAAUUGAAAUGUAUUUGUCGUUGUACAAAUGGGAAAACGCCAUCAGUUUGGCCGAAUCCAAAAACCGUCCGGACGUCGACGAGUUGAAAUUACGGUAUCAUGCUUGGCUGUUGGAAACGUAUCAGGAAGAAAAGGCAGCAGAAAUUGAGGAGAUAGAAGGGGACAAAAGAACGGCGCUUCAAUUAUAUAUGAAAGCCGGUUUAGUCAGCAAAGCUGCUAGGCUUGUUCAAGAUGAUCCAGAACUUUUGGCCGACGAUACUAUCGUAGAAAAAGUUUUAUCCGGGUUGCUCCGGCUAGAAAAUUACCAGGUGGCUGGAGAACUCUGCCAAUCACAAGGAAAUCAAAGCAAAGCAAUGGAGUUUUACUGCAAAGGAAAUAUAUACACUAAGGCCGUGGAGUUGGCUAGAUUCGUAUCACCGGCAAAUGUAGUUUCUCUGGAAGAAAAAUGGGGGGACUUUUUAGUUUCCCAGAAACAACAAGAUGCGGCUAUUUCUCAUUAUAUUGAGGCUGGAAACACUGUAAAAGCUUUAGAAGCUGCCAUUGGCGCUAAGCAAUGGAAAAAAUCUAUGCAAAUUAUGCAGGUGAUCGAAGACAAAACACUGGUGACCAAGUACGGAGCUCAUUUGGCUGAACAUUUUAAGACCGUCAAUGACUUGAAGACCGCGGAAAAACUUUACAUGGAAUGUGGCAUGCACAAGGAAGCGAUUCAACUGUAUUUGGAAACAGGAAACUGGAAAAAGGCGCACAAACUACUGAAGGAUUACCCGGCUCUGAUGGGCUUGGAAGGUGAACUGGAAGCUUAUGGAAAAAAACUAGAAAACACCGGUCGGAUCAAAGAGGCAGAGAAGCUUUAUUUGGCUCUGGACAAGGUGGAUUUAGCCAUCGACAUGUACAAGAACAUUCAGCGAUAUGACGAGAUGAUGUCUCUGGUGAGCAAGUAUCACAGUGACUUAGUGAGCACCACCCACAUCCAUUUGGCUCACGAGUGCGAGUCUCGGGGCAACUACAGGGCGGCCGAAAACCAUUUCGUCCAGGCCGGAGAGUGGAAACUAGCAGUAAAAAUGUAUCGAUCGUUGGACAUGUGGGAGGAAGCGUACAAAAUUGCAAAAAACAAUGGCGGAGAACAUGCGGCUGAACAAGUAGCGUUUUUGUGGGCUAAAUCAUUAGGUGGAGAUUCAGCGAUCAAGUUACUCAACCGCCUGGGUCUACUAAAUGAAUGUAUCGAUCACGCCUGUGACAGUUAUCAAUUUGAUUUCGCGUUCGAAUUGGCUCGAUCAGGAGAUGCUGAACGUUUGUCUGAGGUCCAUUAUAAAUACGCUCUCGUGCUUGAGGACGAUGGUAAGUUCCAAGAAGCAGAAAAACACUUUAUAGCUGGAAUGAAACCGAAAGAAGCGGUAUUGAUGUACACGCACAACCAGGACUGGGAUAACGCGGAACGCGUGGCCGAACAACACGACAAGAGCGCCGUAUCCGACGUGCUGAUGUCUAGGGCGAAAGUCGAGUUCGAGGCGGCCAACUACCCCCGGUUCGAAGCACUGAUGUUACGUUGCCACAAGCCUGAGCUCAUCAUCAAACAGUACCAGGAAAAGGGGAUGUGGGUGGAAGCAUUAAAAUCGUGUCGAGAAUACUUGCCGGCCAAAUUAGACGAGGUGCAAGCCGAAUACGACAGGGAGUGCGGCGCUCGAGUGUCCAGAGACAUAAACAGUCUGUUCGUGCAAGCUAGUCAGUGGGAGCAAAACGGCGAGUUUAAGACUGCUGUAGACUGUUUGCUAAAGGUCACUUCAGCCAACUGUAAGGACGACCGUAUUAUAUCGAAAACACUCAACGAAGCGACGCGGAUGACAUUAAAAUAUUUAGAUGGCGAAGAGUGUACGGACGCUGCUAAAAAGUUAGGUCCCCGUUUAAUGGAAUGCGAAGAAUACCUGUUGGCCGCUAAAGUGUUCAUGUGUGCGGAUAUGAUGAAAGAAGCUAUUGAUGCGUUCAUCGCGGGUGAUUAUUGGUCGAAAGCCAGACAACUAUCGUCCGAAUUGGAUCCCUCGUUUGAAAGAUAUGUUUUGGAAUGUUAUAAAGAUCAUAUGAAAAGGGAAGGGAAACCAGAACAACUAUUGGCAGACAUGGACGUAGAAGAAGCGUUGGACAUGUUGUCAGCCCAAGGCAAAUGGUCCAAAUGUUUAGAUGUAGCCAGAUCACACGGACAAGUCGUACUUCACAAAUACAUUGCGCUCUACGCCACCGAUUUAAUCAGGGAAGGCAACGCUAUUGAAGCAUUGAAUUUAUAUACGCAGUACGGUGCACCGGCAUUUCCUCAGAAUUUCAAUAUAUACAGGCGCAUAGCAUUAGAUGUGUUCGGUAAACGUGGGAUGGAGAAAGAAGAAAGCUAUGAUAUUUGGGCAAAACUAAGGGAUAUGUUUUUCAAAUUGACGGAGAGCGUCGCUAACCAAACGGAUUCGGACUGCGGAAAAGAAUUCGAAAAGUACACGUUCGUAUGUCAUUUGUACGCGGUGCGGUGUGCGUUCGCUGACAUCUCGUCGCUUGGCACGUUGGUCGUGAAAGUGUUGGUGGCCCUCUUGAGGUACACGGAUAUAAUACCUGCAGACAAAGCAUACUACGAGGCAGGGAUCGCGGCUCGAGAUAGCAAGCGCAACGCGGAGGCGUUUGUGUUCCUGAAUCACUAUCUAGACAUUACGGACGCCAUAACGGACGGGCAAAAUGAGAUGAUCGACGAUGACACGGACUUGCAAGGGGCGGACUUUCCAACUAACGUGCCGCUACCUCAAACGAUGUACGUUGACAACGAAGAACAUGAACAGAUCAAGGAAUGGAUCCUUACGAAUGCCAUGGACCGUGACAUUAGUCAAAGCUUGCCGUUAGACCAAAGAAGUUUAUACCCGUCAAACCUGACCUCUCCGGAUGGCGGUAUGUACCCCGUAUGCAUCAUCUCUGGAUGGCCAGUGAUUGAUUCAAAAAAGAGUUAUUCAGUGACAUUUGAGAAUGGCAGAAUGGCCAACAAAGACGAUUGGACCAAAGUAAUGACCGUAUCGAAAACCGUCCAGUCCAGUGCUGUAAAACAGACAUUGGAGUUCAUCGCCAAAUGGUGCGGUCCUCCAGUACAACAGUAUUCAUUUCACUGAUGGCGUGUUAUUAUAGUGCCGAAUAUAUUAUAAUAUUAUUUAUUUGUAAUUAUACUUAACACUUAACCAAGAAUUAUUCAUUAAUUAAUGGAUAUAAGUCAACAAGAGUUAACAAUUUUCAUAAUUAGAAACUAA